GCUCCGCUGCUGCCGCCUCCGGACUCGCGCGGUGCGGCUGCUGCUCUGAGAAGGAGGAGGAGGAGGAGGCGGAGGAGGAGGAUUCCGCCGGAUCCCGGAGCAGCUGUAAACAUGGCGACCGAGGGGCUGCUGCUCACCAACCACGAGCACCAGAUCCGAGUGGGGGUGCUGACAGUGAGUGAUAGCUGUUUCCGGAACCUUGCAGAAGAUAGAAGUGGGAUAAACCUUAAAGACCUGGUCCAAGAUCCUUCACUAUUGGGAGGAACAGUAUCUGCAUACAAGAUAGUACCCGAUGAGGUUGAUGAAAUCAAGGAAACUCUCAUAGAAUGGUGUGAUGAUAAAGAAUUGAACCUUAUUUUAACUACUGGGGGAACUGGGUUUGCCCCAAGAGAUGUAACUCCAGAGGCCACAAAGGAGGUGAUAGAAAGGGAGGCUCCUGGAAUGGCACUAGCGAUGCUAAUGGGUUCAUUGAAUGUCACUCCACUGGGGAUGCUAUCUCGACCUGUAUGUGGAAUAAGGGGCAAAACUCUGAUUAUUAAUCUGCCUGGUAGCAAGAAAGGUUCACAGGAAUGCUUCCAGUUUAUACUUCCUGCCCUACCUCACGCUAUUGACUUAUUGCGGGAUGCAAUUGUGAAAGUGAAAGAAGUUCAUGAUGAACUGGAGGACCUCCCAUCUCCUCCACCCCCAUUGUCUCCACCCCCUACCACCAGCCCACAUAAACAGACAGAAGACAAAGGAGUUCAAUGCGAAGACGAAGAGGAAGAGAAGAAAGACAGUGGAGUAGCUUCAACCGAAGAGAGUUCAUCCUCGCACAUUACUGCAGCAGCCAUAGCAGCCAAGUUGCCUGUAUUUUCCUGUCAUAGUGCUGAUAGUUGUGUUGUACAUCAGAACUUCCAACUUGUACACAGUCCCGCUCCUGUCAUGGCUAAAGGUGGUAAACCUGUCCCUGGUUUCAUUGGUCAUCACUCUCAUACUGCCAUCAGUGCAGGAGAGCCGCAUUUUUUAUACUUUCAGAUCCCAGACUCGAUCAUUUCUCGUGGUGUCCAAGUCCUUCCACGAGACAAUGCAUCGCUGAGCACAACUCCAUCGGAAUCACCACGCGCUCAAGCUACAUCACGUCUGUCCACAGCUUCUUGUCCGACACCAAAACAACUUCGAAGGGCGGAUGAAGCGAAAGGAGUUGCUAGUAGAGGCGGAUCUCUCAAACUCCAUCGAAAGCUGGAGGAGCUCAGAGAUCAGCUAGAAGGAAAUGUGAAAGGAGGCUCUCUCAAACUCCACCAUAGGUUGGAAGGGCUUAAAGAUGAACUCAGAAGGCAUAGAGGAUACAACUCGCGAGUCCAGUCACGAUGCAGCAGCAAGGAAAAUAUCCUGAGAGCCAGCCACAGUGCAGUUGACAUCAGCAAGGUAGCACGACGGCACCGCAUGUCUCCAUUUCCCUUAACUUCGAUGGACAAAGCCUUCAUCACCGUGUUGGAGAUGACCCCAGUUCUUGGCACUGAAAUAAUCAACUAUCGAGAUGGCAUGGGUCGAGUCUUAGCGCAGGAUGUGUUUGCAAAAGACAACUUGCCACCUUUUCCAGCAUCAGUGAAGGAUGGAUAUGCUGUGCGAGCGGCUGAUGGACCUGGUGACAGAUUCAUUAUUGGUGAAUCACAGGCAGGCGAACAGCCCACCCAAACAGUGAUGCCUGGUCAGGUGAUGCGGGUAACCACAGGGGCUCCAAUACCUUGUGGCGCAGAUGCAGUUGUGCAGGUUGAAGAUACAGAGCUCAUUAGGGAAUCAGACGAUCAUGAUGUACUUCUAAUCAUGGGCACAGAAGAGCUGGAAGUAAGGAUUCUGACACAGGCCCGCCCAGGCCAAGACAUCAGACCAAUAGGCCAUGAUAUAAAAAGAGGAGAAUGCGUUCUGGCUAAAGGUACCCACAUGGGCCCUUCUGAAAUUGGCCUUCUAGCAACAGUUGGAGUUACUGAAGUUGAAGUUCACAAAUUUCCUGUGGUUGCUGUGAUGUCUACAGGAAAUGAACUCCUGAAUCCUGAGGACGAACUAACACCAGGAAAGAUUCGGGACAGCAAUCGUUCGACCCUUCUCGCAACAAUUCAGGAACAUGGUUAUCCAACUAUCAACCUGGGAAUUGUUGGAGAUAACCCUGAUGACCUGCUGAAUGCUCUCAAUGAAGGGAUAAGUCGUGCUGAUAUCAUCAUUACUUCGGGGGGUGUAUCCAUGGGAGAAAAGGAUUACCUGAAGCAGGUGUUGGACAUUGACCUACAUGCCCAGAUCCAUUUCGGCAGAGUCUUCAUGAAACCUGGCCUCCCAACAACCUUUGCAACUUUGGAUAUCGAUGGCAUCAGAAAAAUCAUCUUUGCACUGCCAGCGGGCGCGGUAGAGGCUGAUGGUGACGUAGGAUCUGAAGGAAAUCCAGUGUCAGCAGUUGUUACCUGCAAUCUCUUUGUAAUCCCCGCACUGAGGAAAAUGCAGGGAAUCCUUGAUCCUCGACCCACCAUCAUCAAAGCCAGGUUAUCCUGUGAUGUGAAGCUCGAUCCACGGCCUGAAUAUCAUCGCUGUAUUCUGACUUGGCACCACCAGGAACCACUGCCUUGGGCACAGAGCACUGGGAAUCAAAUGAGUAGUCGUCUGAUGAGUAUGCGUAGUGCCAAUGGACUGUUGAUGCUACCUCCAAAGACAGAGCAGUAUGUGGAGCUCCAUAAGGGUGAAGUGGUAGAUGUCAUGGUGAUUGGAAGACUAUGAUGUCGUCACAAAAGCUGCGUCGGUGCAUGUCUACAUAAUUAUUGACUGUAUCCUGUAAUAUGGAACAGCACAGCUACUUUUUAAUGAUUUGGAUAAAAUUGACCAGUGUCGUUGACAUCUUGAAUUAAUUUCAAAAUUAAAUCAGAUUAAGUAAAAUGAAAUGAGAGGGAGUAAUAAUGUAUUGAAUCCAUUCUGUAUCAUACUCAGAGCAAAGUUUCUCUUUCAUGACAAUUGCUUUGUGUGCUUAAUGCUAGGUCUAAUAGCAGUAGCUUUUGAUAGACAGCGGUAGGUGCCUGCUAAACUUGUGUUCUCUCAUCUUCAGAUACAGAUACUUAUGCUACUAGCAAGGCUGUCUGCUUACUUUAUACCAGCUUAGAUAAACACAGCUAUUAUCCUUAUUAGUACGCAACAUAAUUGCUUCACAAAGAGCUUUGCUUGUUCUUUAUCUUGUAUCUUGUGUUCAUGUGCUCAGUGCCAAAAACAGAGUGGCUGGAGUGGACUGGUUUGGUAUUUUGCCCUUUCAGUGCCAUCGACUGGGAAAUUUCUCAGCAGCCUUCUGUCUCAGCUGACCACCUAGUUGGACAGGAAUUGGAAAUCUUUCAUUUGAAAAAAGAAAUUGCUCCCUUAAGUGCUGACAGCCUUUUUACCAAUUUAAAAAAAGUGUACAGUAAUACAAAGAUUGAUAUUGUACAGAUAAUAGUGUACCAGCAAUCAUGGUAAUUCCUAGCAAAGACAAACAUUUAACAACACUGUACCAUAACAUUUUCUGUAAUGAUAUUAAAUAUUAAUUAAAAUCCUUGAUCAUUAUUGAAAUUUA
Messenger RNA from Stegostoma tigrinum, 3559 nucleotides. RefSeq names its product gephyrin. Gene Ontology annotation, molecular function: molybdopterin molybdotransferase activity. Gene Ontology annotation, cellular component: cytosol; postsynaptic specialization; postsynaptic membrane. NCBI's taxonomy places the organism in Eukaryota, Metazoa, Chordata, Chondrichthyes, Orectolobiformes, Stegostomatidae. The transcript is spliced from 28 exons. The record is from RefSeq and is a predicted model, not a curated record. Gene Ontology annotation, biological process: postsynaptic neurotransmitter receptor diffusion trapping; gamma-aminobutyric acid receptor clustering; glycine receptor clustering. The coding region runs from base 112 to 2742 and encodes 876 amino acids.